AUACCUCUGAAGACACAGCAGCCAUCAAUCCAGUGGAUUCAGUUAUGCCUGCCACAGGAACAGUCGCAGGAGAUGCGGUCCAGCUUCUGGUGAAACGCCAAGCACCCACUGGAUGCCUCCUCUAUCGUUAUGGAACCUUUGCCACUAAUCUGGACAUCAUCCAGGGCAUCGAGAGUGUGGAAAUUGUGCAGGUAAUGCCGCUGACGCCCGCUAUUGCUGAGAAUGCAGUAGAUCUUACUGUGACGUGCCAGGGAAGCCUCCCUGAAGAAGUCUGCACAACUAUCUCAGAUCCUGAUUGUGUGAUAGUCCAAGAGAGUAUAUGCAACCCUGUUCAACCAAGUCCAGACUGCCAGUUUGUUUUGCGCCAGGCCUUCAACCAAUCUGGCCUCUAUUGCGUCAACAUCUCACUGGCUGAUGCCAACACCUUAGCUGUUGCCAGCACCCAAGUCAGCAUCCAGA
Protobothrops mucrosquamatus (brown spotted pit viper) is the source of this 459-nucleotide messenger RNA. RefSeq names its product melanocyte protein PMEL-like. The record is from RefSeq and is a predicted model, not a curated record. Gene Ontology annotation, biological process: melanosome organization. Gene Ontology annotation, cellular component: melanosome. The transcript is spliced from 3 exons. Lineage: Eukaryota; Metazoa; Chordata; Lepidosauria; Squamata; Viperidae. The annotation marks the transcript as partial.